AUGCCGCUAGCCUCACCCAUCUCCCCGUCCGGUCGGCCACGGUCGGCCGUCUUCAACACAAACUCACCCACGCCCGUCCACAAACAUGAGCGGCAGCAGUCGUUCUCUCCGAGCAGCUCGCUAAGCUCUUUGCCGUCCCACUUGCGCAAUAAUUCCCUUCAGCGGCAAGCGAGUACCUCGAGCACCUUUGCCCCCAAGUUCAUCAAGUCCGAUGAGAUCAGAAAGAGCGAAGAUCGGAUUUCGUCCAUCGAGGGCGAGAAUGACUUCUCCGGCAAGAGAUAUGUGUGGGUUAAGGAUCCAGAGAAAGCUUUCGUCCGCGGUUGGGUUGUCGAAGACCUACCCGGCGAUCGCGUUGUUAUCCAGUUCGAAGACGGCUCUCAGAUCGAAACACAUGUCGACGAUGUUGAUAAGGUCAACCCGGCAAAGUUCGACAAGGCUGAUGAUAUGGCCGAGCUCACCCAUCUGAACGAAGCAUCCGUCAUCCACAAUCUACAUACGCGGUACCAGUCCGACCUGAUAUACACUUACUCUGGCCUGUUCCUUGUGACCAUCAAUCCUUACUGUCCACUCCCGAUUUACGGCAACGACUAUGUACGGAUGUACAAGGGCCAAGCGCGUGAAGACACGCGCCCGCACAUUUUUGCCGUUUCAGAUCAGGCCUUCAGGAAGCUGGUUGACGAAGGUGAGAACCAGAGUAUUCUGGUCACUGGCGAAUCUGGUGCCGGCAAGACAGAAAAUACCAAAAAGGUCAUUCAGUAUCUCGCCGCUGUCGCGACCUCGGACGCCGACACGCCACUGACGGGCAGGGCUCCCGCGAAGCAGAUGUCAAACCUUUCCCAGCAAAUAUUGAGGGCAAAUCCCAUCCUUGAAUCCUUUGGCAACGCCCAGACUGUUCGCAACAACAACUCGUCACGCUUUGGCAAAUUCAUUCGCAUCCAAUUUACGAGGACUGGCCAAGUUGCUGGAGCCUUCAUUGAUUGGUAUUUGCUGGAGAAGUCGCGGGUGGUCAGAGUGAGCCGUGAUGAAAGAACAUACCAUGUUUUCUACCAGCUCCUAGCCGGCGCGGACAAGUCAAUGCGCGACGCUCUGCUGCUCUCGGGCAUGGACGUGGAGCAUUUCAACUAUACGCGCAUGGGCAAUGACACAAUCACUGGUGUAUCGGAUCGAGACGAGUGGAAUACGCUUGUUGAAGCUUUUCACAUCAUGAACAUCUCCCAGGAACAACAAAUGGCCAUAUUCAGAACAAUUGCGGCUAUCCUGCAUCUGGGAAAUGUGGCAGUCAGACAAGAGAGUCGCGCAGCUGACCAGGCCUCCCUCACACCCGAAGCCAAAAGCUCCAUUGACAAGGCUUGUCGACUACUCGGAGUGCAGACUGAUCCAUUCGUCAAAGGGCUGCUUCAUCCGAAGGUCAAAGCAGGUCGAGAAUGGGUGGAGAAGGUACAGACUCCAGAACAAGUGAGACUGGCCCUUGAUGCCCUCGCCAAAGGCAUUUACGAGCGUGGUUUCGGAGACCUCGUCUCGAAGAUUAAUACUCAACUUGACCGCGCCGGCCUCACCAGUGAUGACAAUCACUUUAUCGGCGUGCUUGAUAUUGCUGGCUUUGAGAUCUUCGAGACAAACAGCUUCGAGCAGCUUUGCAUCAAUUACACCAACGAGAAACUGCAGCAGUUCUUUAACCACUACAUGUUUGUGCUCGAACAGGAAGAAUAUGCUCGUGAACAGAUUGAAUGGCAGUUCAUCGAUUUCGGCAAAGACCUGCAGCCCACGAUCGACUUGAUCGAGCUGCCGAAUCCUAUAGGCAUCUUCUCUUGCCUGGACGAAGACUCGGUCAUGCCCAAAGCCACAGACCAGUCCUUUACCGAUAAAUUGAAUUCCCUCUGGGAGAAAAAGUCUCCCAAGUACGCCUCGGCUCGUACACGCCAGGGCUUUAUCCUUACGCACUACGCUGCUGAGGUAGAAUAUUCUACCGAAGGUUGGCUGGAAAAGAACAAAGACCCCCUCAACGACAAUUUGACGAGGCUGUUGGCCAGUUCUCGAGACGAGCACAUCUCGAAUCUCUUCAGUGAUUGCGUGGACGAAGCCGAUGAUCUAUCUAGUCCGCGCAGCCGUGUCAAGCGCGGCCUGUUUAGAACCGUGGCUCAAAGACACAAGGAGCAACUUGCGACUCUCAUGCGACAACUACACUCCACGCAGCCUCAUUUCGUGCGGUGCAUACUGCCCAAUCACAAGAAGAAACCGAAGCAGUUUACAGCGCCGCUUGUCCUCGAUCAAUUGCGGUGCAAUGGUGUACUCGAAGGCAUCAGAAUCGCAAGGACUGGCUUCCCUAAUCGGUUGACGUUCGCUGAGUUCCGCUCACGUUAUGAAGUGCUUUGCGAGAACAUGCCAAAGGGCUAUCUCGGCGGACAAGAGGCCGCCAGGAUUAUGCUGGACAGACUCAGAAUGGAUGCGUCAGAGUAUCGUGUUGGUCUUACGAAAGUCUUCUUCCGCGCUGGGGUCUUAGCGGAGCUCGAAGAGAAGCGUGACAGCCUGAUCCGAGAAGUCAUGUCCAAGUUUCAGUCAGUCGCCCGUGGCUUCAUGCAAAGAAGAAUUGCUUUCAAGCAGUUGUAUCGUGCGGAAGCCACGCGAGUGAUACAGCGAAAUCUCAACGUAUACUUGGACUUGCAGGCGAAUCCAUGGUGGAGGCUCUUCGUCCGCAUGAAACCUCUCCUAGGAGCGACGAGGACGGCGAACGAGGUCAAGAAACGAGACGAAAGAAUAGAGCAACUCCAGGACAAGAUGCAGCAAGACAUGCUCGAGCGACAACGUGUUGAGGAGGAGAGGAGGCGAGCGGAGAUGCAUUGUCAAUCUGUCCAGCAAACCCUAGAAGCUGAGCGAGCCCUUGCGCUUGACAAAGAGGAAAUCUUCAAACGUCUCCGGGAUCGUGAAAACGAGUUGACCGAGAAACUUUCUGAAGCCAUCGUGGAGCAAGAAGCGCUAGAAGACCAGCUUGACGAGGCUGUCGACGCAAAGAAGAAGUCGGGUGAGGAGCUGACCAUGCGUAGGGAUCAAGUCAUGCAAGCCGGCCAGAUCAUCACGCGACUGGAAGCAGACAAAAAAGAGCUGCAAGCACAAGUCGAAAAACUGGAAGAAGAGCUCGAGCAAGCUGAGCAAAGCGAAGACAAGUUUCAACAUCUGGACCAGGAGAUUCGAAGUCUCAAGAGUCAAAUCAACCUCAAGGACCGCAAAAUAUCCGAGCACGAGUCAGAUCUGCGCGAAACACAGCGAGAGCGCGACCUUCGAGCCUCAAGUUUGGAGCAAGAAAUCCGGUCCUUGAAGAGUCAGCUCAGUCAAAAGGAUCGCCGCGCCGAGGAUCUCGAGACCAAGCUUCGCCGAGCAGAGUCAUCAGCUAGCGAGGAGCGGCGGAAACGCAACGACGACUACGAAUCGCAGAUACGGUCCCUGACUAGUCAGCUUGGGGGCAAAGAUCGGAAGUUGCAGGAGCUCGAGACCAAGCUAUCCAAGAUUGACCAGGACGCUGAAACCAAGCUUGCGACUGUCACCACCGAACUCAACAACUCAAAGCUUCUGCUUCGCGAGAUGGAGGGGCAGAAUGUCGAACUUCGCCAGCAAAUCGAUGACAUGUCUUUUACUGCUUCCAAGUCGGGAGACAAUCUCCGCAAGAAGGAGAAGGAGCUUUCCACCCUGAUGGCUGAUAUUCGGCGGCAUGAGUUGGAGAAGGACAACCUGCGACUAGAAAAGGAGAGUAUGGCAGACGAACAUGCUCAGAUGCAGAAGCAGCACCGUGAGCUGCAGGAAGAUAUUGAUGCCAUGAAGGCGAAGCGGCAGGCGAUGCAAAGGGAGGCCGAAGAUGUGCAACGGCACUUGGAAAGUAUCAUGCCGUUCUUCAAGAGUCAUUUUGCAAAUGGGGCAUGA
Messenger RNA from Cyphellophora europaea CBS 101466, 3912 nucleotides. RefSeq lists its product as uncharacterized. Gene Ontology annotation, biological process: vesicle transport along actin filament; actin filament organization. Lineage: Eukaryota; Fungi; Ascomycota; Eurotiomycetes; Chaetothyriales; Cyphellophoraceae. The coding region runs from base 1 to 3912 and encodes 1303 amino acids. The record is from RefSeq and is a predicted model, not a curated record. Gene Ontology annotation, cellular component: vesicle; cytoplasm; actin cytoskeleton. Gene Ontology annotation, molecular function: ATP binding; microfilament motor activity; actin filament binding. The transcript has a single exon.